Chiloscyllium plagiosum (whitespotted bambooshark) is the source of this 2877-nucleotide messenger RNA. The record is from RefSeq and is a predicted model, not a curated record. NCBI's taxonomy places the organism in Eukaryota, Metazoa, Chordata, Chondrichthyes, Orectolobiformes, Hemiscylliidae.
GUGACGUCGACAGAAAUGGACAGGGACCAGCCGGUGGCAGGUCCCUCUGGAGAACCGAUUCAGAUCCACCACCAGACCAGGCAGCAUAUGGCUGAGCUUCAGGGGAGCAGCUUGCGGGAUCCCACACACUCCUCCGCAGAGCUGCUGGAGCUGGCCUACCAUGAAGCGACUGGAAGGCGGAGCACUGGCAAGCAGAUUGCUGACAACCUAUCAUUCCUGGGGUGUACUGGAACUGAUGAAUUUGCCACCAGCCCAGCCAGCAGCCACAGUGCAGGUACCCCACUGAACCAGGCAUCAUCCUACGAGGAUCCUACCACCAGCCGUGAUCCAAUUCUGAUGCUGUCUGCUCCUCCUGUAGUGCCCAGUUUCUGUUGCACAGUGGGCGUUGACUGGAAGUCACUCACCACACCUGCCUGCUUGCCACUCACCACCGACUACUUCCCGGACAGGCAGAGCCUUCAGAACGACUACACGGAGGGCUGCUACGAUCUCCUCCCUGAGACCGACGUCGACAGGAGAGAUGAGGAUGGACCUGUCAUGACAGCGCAGCAGGUAUUUGAGGAGUUUAUUUGCCAGCGCCUGAUGCAGGGCUAUCAGAUCAUCGUCCAGAGCAAGAACAGGCUAUCGAGCACUGCAGCCUCAGCGCCUCUCAGCAGCAGCCCCCUCUACACUCGGGGUCUGGUAUCCAGGAACAAGCUGGAGGAGGAGGAGACUGCCUUUUGGCUGAGCAUGGGCCGCACUUUUCAUAAGGUCUGCCUAAAGGACAAGAUCAUAACUGUGACCCGCUACCUGCCCAAGUACCCUUAUGAAUCGGCUCAGAUCCAGUACACCUACAGCCUGUGCCCACCACAUUCCAACACGGAGUUUGUGUCAUGCUGGGUAGAAUUCUUACACGAGCGGCUGGAAGAGUACAAGUGGAAUUACCUGGAUCAGUAUAUCUGCUCGUCAGGCUCUGAGGAUUUCAGCCUGAUAGAAUCCCUGAAGUUCUGGAGGACGCGGUUCCUUCUGCUCCCGGCCUGUGUAACAGCUACCAAGCGGAUCGUAGAGGGAGAGAGCCGCUGUGAUGUUUACGGAGAGAAGCUCCACUCAGACCAGGAGGAGUGGCAGCUGCUGGAUGGCUUCAUUCGCUUCGUCGAGGGUUUGAAUCGAAUCCGGAGACGGCAUCGUUCCGACAGAAUCAUCCGGAAAGGGGCUCCCAUAAAAGGACUGCAGGUGACCGGGCCCCUAUCGAACUAUCCGACUGAACCAGCAGGUCCACCCCUUGGGAAGAAGGGAACAUCAGCUCUGUCCGCCUUGCUGGAGAUGGAAGCCAACCAGAGGAGCUUUGAGGAGCAACAGGCAGCAGUCCAUUCGGGGAAAGGUGCUGGCCCGGCCUCUGACAGCACCCCGCACUCCAUGGCAAACGUCGCUGUCACUCCCAGCUACGUUGACAGCCCAAGAAAGGUUCAAGGAGACCAGGUACUGACAGGCACGGACUAUCCAGAUUACAGCCCAGCUUCAGGAACCACUGCUCCAACUGGGGACAGGUCCAACACAUCGGGUAAUGCCCAAGCCUCAGGCAUGGGCAUCACACAGGGCACUGGAGACCAACCUCCUGCCCCUGCCUCACAAGAGGGCAGCAGCCAGCUGUCCUCUGGGAUCGCAAACUCACUGACCUCCUCCUCAUCGCUAGCAGAAAUACUGGAAAUAAUGAAGCACCCCUCUACUGGUAUCCAGCUGCUGCCAGAGCAAAGAGGGCUCUACCCCAACUGCUUCAUCAGUGCAGAGGUGGUGCACUGGCUUAUCAGUAACGUCGAAGGUGUGCAGACACAGUUGAUGGCCAUCGAUAUCAUGCAGAAAAUGCUGGAUGAGCAGCUGAUUGUCCACGCGUUCGGGGAGUCCAUGCGAACGUUUGUGUACGGCUUCUACUUGUACAGGCUUGUCACCGACAAAGACACUGAGAAAGGAAACCUGCAGUCCUCCACGAUCUGGUACACCUCAACAAUGGACGACCUGGCUGCAUUCCAACGCAAAUGGUUCGAGGUGGCUUUCCUCACGGAAGAGCGGCUUCACGUCGACAUUCCCGCCUUCCUGUUACCGUGGUUACCCAGUAGGCCAGCGUCCUAUGCAAGUAGGCACAGUUCCUUCAGCCGCAGUUUUGGAGGACGAAGUCAAGCUGCUGCAUUACUAGCUGCCACAGUCCCUGAGCAGAAGACGGUGACCCUCGCUGUGGAUGUCAAUAACCGCUCAGACCAUGUUGAAUGGUGCAGCUGCUAUUACCAUGGCAACUACUCAAUAAAUGCUGCCUUUGAAAUCAAGCUGCACUGGAUGGCAGUAACAUCAGCCGUGCUCUUUGAAAUGGUACAAGGCUGGCACAGAAAGGCCACUUCCUGUGGGUUUCUCCUGGUCCCUGUGCUUGAGGGUCCAUUCGCUCUCCCCAGUUACCUGUACGGAGACCCCCUGCGGACUCAGCUUUUCAUCCCCCUGACUAUCAGCUGCUUGGUGAAGGAAGGCGCAGAGCACAUCUUUGAUGGGUUCGAGCCAGAGACAUACUGGGAUCGGAUGCAGCUUCUGCAAGAGGCCAUUCUUGUGAGAUCUGCUGAGCUUUUCCAGCAACUUCUGUUUUAGUAUAUGUUUGGUAUCAAUAUGCGAUAAAAGGUACUUUAACGACUCCUUGUUGAUCACUGUGCCUUGAUACCAAACUCUCAAGUGUGGACAUGGCAAAGGGAGGGCAGUGGUAAUCCAGACCCCCAAACUGAUGUCUAGAAACAUGGUUUCAAAUCCUGCCAUGGCUGAAGGUGAAAUCUGAAUUUGAUAAUAAAGGGCUGUUUUAAUGGCAAUCAUAUAACUAUUAUCAAAACUCAUCUACUUCAUCGGUAAACUUUAGGGAAAGAAACU